CGACCUUCCUCUUCUCCUGUCCCGCGGUGGCACAAGUCUUGCCUUCGACUCCAUCCAUUUCAAACCCCCCCGCCGCGUCCAUCGCCACGUCCCCCUGCUGCCGUCUCCCAAUCCUCCUCCUCCUCCGGGGAUCGCCGCAGCUGGCGGAGGCGAUGUCCACCCGCUCCGCGUCUCGGACCCGCCGCCCACCACGCCGCGCGCCUUCGCCGCCCCCUCCGGCCGCCGCGAACGGGAAGGCGGCGGCGGCGUCCAAGCCCACCUCUCCGGUCCACCCAUCGUGAGUUGGAGAGGACGGUGAAGAAGCUGCGGCUGACGAGGGCGCUGACCCUCCCGGAGGCCACCGCCGUGUCGGAGGCCUGCCGCAGGAUGGCGGCCAAGCGCGUCGACGCCGCCCUGCUCACCGACGCGAAUGGGAUGCUCUCGGGCAUCCUCACGGCCGAGGACAUUGCCGGACGGGUCAUAGCUGAGGGUCUCAACCCUGAAGAAACUAGUGUGGUGAAGGUGAUGACGCGGAACCCAGUUUUUGUUAUGUCCAAUUCAUCCGCCAUUGAGGCACUGCAGAAGAUGGUUCAAGGUAAAUUUAGGCACCUUCCAGUAGUGGAACAUGGUGAAGUCAUUGCCAUGUUGGACAUUACAAAGUUCCUUUAUGAUGCGAUUUCAAGGAUGGAGAUGGCUGCAGAACAAGGCAGCUUAAUAGCAACUGCUAUAGAAGGGGUUGAGCGACAAUGGGGAAAUGACUUUCCAGGGCCACAUGCAUUCAUGGAAUCUCUUCGAGAACAGAUGUUCAAGCCUUCCUUGUCAACUAUCAUAACUGAAAAUAGCAGUGUUCCAGUGGUAUCUCCUUCAGAUCCAGUAAUUCUAGCCGCCAAAAAGAUGAGGGAACAUCGAGUUAACUCGGUGGUUGUCAUGACAGGGAACAUGUUACUAGGAAUUUUCACUUCCAAGGAUCUGGCUUUGCGAGUAGUGGCACAGAAUUUACCCCCAGAGACAACUCUUGUAGAAAAGGCUAUGACUGCAAAUCCUGAAUGUGCUACAUUGGACACAUCAAUCCUUGAUGCUUUACAUUCGAUGCAAGAUGGGAAAUUUCUGCAUAUUCCUGUCAUUGACAAAAAUGGACAUAUUAUUGCCUGUUUGGAUGCUCUACAAUUAACCCAUGCAACAAUCUCGAUGGUUGAGGGAGCCUCUGGAGCAAAUGAUGUGGCAAAUAGUAUGAUGCAGAAGUUUUGGGAUUCUGCUCUUGCCAUGCAUCCUGCAGAGGAAUCUGAUGCUCGUAGUGACGAGUCUCGGAUGGUGGCAUCAGAUAGUGCUGACGGGAAACAUAUACUGCCUCCUCAUGUUAACAGUUCAUUCUGUUUUAAAAUUGAGGAUAGAAAAGGGCGUAUGCACAGAUUCAGUUGUGUUUCAGAAAGCUUAGAUGAGCUUGUGUCUGCUGUAGCGUGCAGAAUAGGAACGGAUAAUGACAAGUCGAACAUUAAGCUUUUGUAUAACGAUGAUGAAGGCGAUAGAGUUAUCCUGACAACGGACAGUGACCUGACUGCAGCAAUUGAACACGCCAAAUCAGCAGGGUGGAAGGUUCUGAGACUGCAUAUGGACGACCCUGAGGAGGCCAGGACGGAAUUCACCGCGUCGCCUGCGUAUCUCUCGGCCGCGCAUAGAGGACGGCCGGCUCCUCUCCGGUUCGGCAUCGUGGCUGGCGCGGCUGCCGUCGCCGCCGGCGUCGUGGUAAUCGUCUACCUGAAGCGGUCUCAGCUCUGACUCCAGACUUUAAGGUGCUCUAACUUCCACGCUGUACAGAAUAUGUACACUUAUCCACGACAAGGUGAAUACACAGCGGGCUGUAUACGUACUUGGAGAUACACAAGUAACACACAACAGAAUAAAGGGUGGUUAUCUUUUUCCUUCUUCCACCCGUGUCAAGCAAGUACAGUAGAAAAACAAAAAGGAAAUUUGAGGGUGCAAAUAGGAAUGGUGUUUUAAAUUAAUUUACCCCUUUUAUUCACCAUAUUUUCUUUUUGGUGUUUUGUACAAGAGGGUGUUUUAUUUGAAAAUAGAAUAAAAUGUCAAGGCAUCUUUUCUGUACACUGAAAGUGUAACUGCAACAGAAAGAAGCUAAAUCGGAACAGAAAAUAGCUAUAGCUGCUGUUGAGUUCUGAGUUUGGUCUGUUUAUUUAUUUCCGAAAAAAAGUUUAGGGCAUGUUUGGUUUGAGUUGCUUAUUAUAAGUAAUUUAAAGUUGUUUACUUGGAGUUGAUUAUUUUUA
This is a messenger RNA of Setaria italica (foxtail millet), 2258 nucleotides long. RefSeq names its product CBS domain-containing protein CBSCBSPB3. Gene Ontology annotation, molecular function: protein binding. The coding region runs from base 367 to 1755 and encodes 462 amino acids. The record is from RefSeq and is a predicted model, not a curated record. Lineage: Eukaryota; Viridiplantae; Streptophyta; Magnoliopsida; Poales; Poaceae. The transcript is spliced from 14 exons.